AUGAGGGAGACCUUCAUCUAUCAGCCAAACCACCUGUUUUAUACCCAGGAGCCAUUGUUAGGGUAUAAGCCAGGCGGUUACCAUCCAGUCACCCUCGGUGAUAGCUUCAAAGAUGGCCGUUACCAGGUACAUCAUAAACUAGGAUGGGGAAAGUACUCGACAACCUGGUUGGCGUACGACAAAAGCAAUGGCUACUGGGUUUCACUUGAGAUCGUGACUGCAAACGCAGACGAUUCAUCGAGAUCCCGAGAACUGCAUCAUUUGCAGUUAUUGGAGGGGAGAUGCAAGGGAUUCUUGUCCUCCAAAUACGUCAUCCAGUUCCUUGACAUCUUUUCUCACAACGGCCCUAAUGGGGACCACCAAUGUCUGGUAUUUGAGCUGCUCGGGCCGCCUGUCGAAUGGGUGCUCAUGGAUUACUCCGCCUGUGCGGAUCACCCGGAAUACACGGAUCCUGGAGAUAAGCUUGAGCCCGGUACCAUCAUGCGAAUGUCAAGACAGCUCCUCGAGUGCGUCGAGUUUAUUCAUAGUGCCGGGAUGGCGCAUGGAGACAUAAGUGGAUGGACUGUUGUAUUCAGCGGUAAAUCAUUGUCAACGAUAAGAGAACGUAUUUUCAAAUUCGUCGGAGUCCCAGAGGUCGAGCCACUAGUACGCUCGGAUGGUAGAGCACUGGAUGAAGGGCUACCAACGCAUCUGGUAAAGGCGAUAGUAUGGGAUAGCUGGGUAGAGGAGGAUCACGAAGAUCUUCGAAUAAUCGACUUUGGUAGGAGCUUUUUUCAAUGGGAAAAGAAUGGAAAAGCAGCCAAACCUGGGCUGUUGCCAGCCCCUGAGACUAUCUUCACGGGGUCAUUUGACUAUAGAGUUGACCUGUGGCGUGCUGGAUGUGUGAUAUACUCGUUCGUUUUUGGGGCAAGCCCCUUUACAUAUAAGGGUGAUAACAAUGCCUUGGUGGCGCAGAUGAUAGGGUUAGUGGGAACGAAUAAUAUGCCAGAAGACUGGAAAGCACAAUACAGUGUUGGACAUGGGCUUGACAGGAAGAGAAAUACUCAAUUAUCAGAACUAAAACGAAGGCUUGUUGAACAUGUGAAUAUUCCAGACCUCGCACCUCUCGUCUCUGUUAUUGAAGGAUUGAUGAGACUCGUGCCAUCCAGUCGUAUCACAGCAUCAACUGGACUUAGUCUGUUGGGCCCGAAGAAGCGUGUUUCUAACUAGCCUUACUGACGCUGUUUUCCUUCCACAACCUUCUCGGGACGCAGGUAAUGUCGACAUGUAAAAACUUAAUUUGAAAUCAUGAAUACAUGUCGGAAGACCGUUUACU
Messenger RNA from Aspergillus glaucus CBS 516.65, 1315 nucleotides. RefSeq lists its product as uncharacterized. The record is from RefSeq and is a predicted model, not a curated record. The transcript has 5 exons. Gene Ontology annotation, molecular function: protein kinase activity; ATP binding. Gene Ontology annotation, biological process: spliceosomal complex assembly; regulation of mRNA processing; protein phosphorylation. Bases 1 to 1209 code for a protein of 402 amino acids. Lineage: Eukaryota; Fungi; Ascomycota; Eurotiomycetes; Eurotiales; Aspergillaceae.